AUGGGCACCAAAAAGGCAGCGAUCGCUGCUACACUGGCAAACUUGUCCAAAGCUGACUUCGAGUCGUUUUGUUUUCAUCUAAUAGACUCCCGCCGGGUUCCGCGCAUCAAGGUUGAAAAUAAGAGCUACUUGGAGGUUACCAAUGUAAUUGUGUCUUGCUUCACCGAGAACGAAGCUCCUGCCUUCACCUCCAACAUUCUGAGGAACAUGGGUUGCAGCGAUGAGGCCAAUGAUCUCGGUCAGUCAGGGAAGCACUUUGUGGACGAGCACAAACUGCAGCUGAUCGAGCGCGUGAAGAACAUCAACCCCAUUCUCCUCGGGCUGCAAGACAAGAACGUCAUCCAGGCUGAGGUGUAUGAAGACAUCAGCUACCACACGCCAGGCAGCCAGAACAAGAUGAGGAAGAUCUACGAUCUGGCUCUCAAGUCGGGCACCGAUGCUAAAGACGUCUUCUUUAAACUCCUCCAGGAGCACGAGUCGUACCUUGUGAAAGACCUCCAGAAGAAAUGA
Messenger RNA from Nerophis lumbriciformis (worm pipefish), 510 nucleotides. Lineage: Eukaryota; Metazoa; Chordata; Actinopteri; Syngnathiformes; Syngnathidae. The record is from RefSeq and is a predicted model, not a curated record.